AUGCUGUGCCGCUUGCAUCUCACCAUGCCUCGCAGCUCCCCGCUCAGUCGUGUCCUGUGGCCGAGCCCUGGCUCGCUCUUCGAGGAAAUCGAGCGAGAAAUGGACGCUGUUUGGGAGCGGCUGAGAAGCAACUGGCCAUCCGCGGUGACCAGCCACGAGAGAGCCCGUCGGACGGACACGGCCAGCCCCGCCGAAGGGUUCGCGGUGACCCAAGAUAUGGCCGGAUUUGACCCCAAGGAGCUGGUGGUCAGACUGGUCGGGGAGAAGGUGGUGUUGACGGGCAAGAAGGCCACGGAGACGCCCAGCGGGCCCUUCCGGUACGAGUUGUUCCGAAGGGAAUGGGAUGUGCCCGAGAAUGUGGACCGCGACCAUCUGACCUGCUCGAUUUCUAGCGAGGGGCAGCUGCGGAUUGAAGCCCCAUCCUUGGCAUCAGAACCCCCAACGAGAACAGUGCCCAUCGAGGUCAGCCGGUCGGAGAACAGUGCCCGAGUCGAGCCAGAAUCAGGAGGCACGGAAGACCCCAGGGCCAAAGCAUGAGAGACUGAACUGAAAAAUAUUAUUUUUUUGGACAAAAA
Molecule: messenger RNA, 575 nt
Organism: Euleptes europaea (tarantolino)
Lineage: Eukaryota; Metazoa; Chordata; Lepidosauria; Squamata; Sphaerodactylidae
Product: heat shock protein 30C-like
Exons: 1
Coding region: 1-537 (178 amino acids)
Biological process (GO): protein refolding; response to heat
Molecular function (GO): protein folding chaperone
Source: RefSeq, a predicted model, not a curated record